This is a messenger RNA of Anthostomella pinea, 2058 nucleotides long. The record is from the annotation of a GenBank genome assembly. Lineage: Eukaryota; Fungi; Ascomycota; Sordariomycetes; Xylariales; Xylariaceae.
AUGUCCGGACAUGUCAAGAACGCCGAAACAAAGUCGCCGGCCUACUGGCGCAUUGCCGGCGUCAAGUUCGCCAAAGAUCGGGAGCCGAUGCUCAAUCGACCAUCGUUCCGCACCAUGCUUCUUCACACGCAGUACUCCCGCCAGAUCCCUGACGCCUCCCAUCGCCAGCGGCACGAGGUGAACCUGCGCCUCGUGCUCAGCAUCUACCUGUACUUCAACGGCUUUGUCGACAUAGAAUCCUUCUGGCAAGUCUUGGCCAAGCUGCUUGGUAAGACCUGGAGCGGUACCGUCCUUGAGGAACUUGUUCCCGUCUACAUGGCCGCGAGGAGAGCCUACAUCCGUGAACCCAUUACGUCCUACCAGCCUGGCCAGCCUGCCGCCACCGCAUCUGACGCACCCAGCGAGAUCGCUGCGCUUCUGGACGCCUGCAUCGAAAACUCACACCGGCCGCAGCCUCCUAGGCGCCGCAACGCAGCCUCCAGAGCUGCCUUCGAGCAGAGACAGGUCGAUUGGCGCCACACCAAUCCGCAAAGGGUCGCCGCCAUCGUCUCGGCAGUGUCCGGAGCCCAAGGAAUGUCCGUCAAGGGAAGUGCCGCCAGGGUCGACAACGGCUCCUCACUCGCAUCACACACCACUGCGGCCCCCGUCCCAUACGACCCCCGCGCUGCUUCCCAUUCGAGAAACCGAGUCCCGCAAGAAGCAUCUGCGGCAUCUCAGACCGACGACGUCACUACUAAAUCGCCCAAGCAGUCUGUACAUCUAGAGCCAUCUUGCCCCAGUCAGACCCCCAUCGGUCAAAUGCGCAAGGGCGUCUCUGCUCGUGUGGCAACUCUGACUCCCCAAAGCCCCAUCUUGCAGCCCGAACUCCCCAAGAGCCUGAAUCGCAGGUCCCCGACUGACAAGGAACUGACAAAUCACCAUGGUCAGGAUGGUUCGAGAGCCUCACGGGCAACGCUUCUGGAGAUCAAGCGCGAAGGCAAUGAUGGCGACCCUGAACCAGACAGACGCAUCUCGUCCGUCCAUCCGUCGAGAUUUGGCUUGAUUCAUGGCGGUGAUAACCAGAAGAAAGCAAGAUCUCAUCGCUCCUCUUUCCCUACACCUGGUGAUGAGGUGGUUGUGAUAUCCGAUGACAGUUCAGAUUCGGAUUCAGAUCCAGGUUCUGGACCAGGAUCAGGUCUGAACUCGGCUCAGCCUGCGGAAUCAAUUGCCUCUCCGCUUUCUCACCUGGGCUCGCACAAGCGACCUGCCAUGUUUAUCGUGGACCUUGGUCCAUCCAAACGUCAGGCACUUGAACCUGCCUCCCAUGGUGCUACCCGGUCUCCCUCAGUCGGUGUAGCUAACCAAGCAGACGGCCAUGAUGGUGACCAGCCAAUGGGUGACCUUGUCACCACUGCCAGUAAUAGAUCCGACGCCAGUGUUCGCAACAGCAAAGAGCAAGACUGGUCUCCCACAGAGACUCCUACACAGCAGGCCGACGACGUCACCGAGCAGGAGGCCAUUCAGGACCAGGCCGUGCCUCCUAUGACCAGCCCAGAAGCAACACUGGAUGGAGAGGAAACUACACUGGUUGAGAACUUAGCGGACAAUGAUGAAACCACCCAUCAGGUUGUACCAGUGGAGAAACCUGCCAAGGAAAUCUCUGAUGCCAUCGACCAACCCAGUAAUCAGAACCAGAACGCCUUUGACGCUCGAGAGAAGAUCAGAGAGCUCGAGCUGAAGUUACAAGCCCAGGAGACAGCCCUGGAUGCAUCCCAGAAGGUCACAGAACAAGGACAGCAACGCAUUUCUGCCAUCGAAGAGCGACUGCAAGCUAUGCAAGAACACGUGCCUCGCUCCGACAACGUCCGUGCCGGCAAUUCAAUCAGUCACCUGGUAGACCAAGACACCAAACUAUGCCUCAACGAGGUUGGCGACCAAAUACUCAAGUUGAAGGGAGUUCUAUUGUUACGGCUCCACAAUGAGAACCGGAACAGCCCUGUUUGGAAGAGGAUGGAACAAUUGUGGUUAACACUCGACAAGGCAGAAGAUGAGGCAACAUAUGCCUCACAAGCAUUGUGA